AUGUCUUCCAACUCAAAAACUUGCCGUCACAAAUCAAGGAGCACCGAGGGUAAUCCCGAGGAUAUGGUCGAGCAAGUCAAAAGCAUCAUUACUCUGCUAGACGAAGUUGUCUCUUUUAGACCGCACGAAUGCGAAACAUAUAUUCCGUCUGCUCGCUCAGCCGUCACCGCUCUCGAGCACAUUCGAUUCUUUCGUGACCCAGCACGUUUCGCUGAGCAAGUCUGGAUUAUCCGAGGUCUUCAAAGCUUUGCCUUCUUCGAUGCAGACAAUGGUAGUGUGAUAGAUAUUGCAGACUUUUGCCAGAAUGCAUGGCUGAGAGUUUUGAGAAACUAUCCUGAGAAUGUUGACGUCUUGACGGGAUUGGGUAGGAAUUGGCUUCAAAGAUCUCAAGCGACUCUAGCGCGCAUCCACUGCGAAGAAGGAAAUGAUACCACAGGUACCACCGACUUGGCCAUCCACUUCCUGGAGUACGAUUCUGAUGAUUGUUCCUUUCUAGCACCACCAAAUGAUCCACGUAGACAGGGUCCCCUUUAUGUUGAAGCCCGAGGCUAUCUUCAGCCAGCCGUGGACUUUUUCACUCGAGCUAUUCGAGCGGCUGAUGGACUCGGAUCUACUUCCGGUGAUUUGCUAGCUUCGGCGGCAGAAUCACAUAUGAGUCUAGGUAAUGUGUCUGCAUCUCCAGCAGACGAGCGCGCAUUUACUCAAGCAAUUCGAUAUUUACGUCGUGCGGAAUCAACACAGGGAUAUCAGUUAUCGAUUUAUCUGCAACAAUAUCUUAAUGAUUAUGGAAGAUAUGUUUCUUAA
This is a messenger RNA of Sclerotinia sclerotiorum 1980 UF-70, 804 nucleotides long. RefSeq lists its product with no specific name. The record is from RefSeq and is a predicted model, not a curated record. The transcript has 3 exons. NCBI's taxonomy places the organism in Eukaryota, Fungi, Ascomycota, Leotiomycetes, Helotiales, Sclerotiniaceae. Bases 1 to 804 code for a protein of 267 amino acids.